CCUUGUCUUUCAAAGCCACAUUUACCUGUAUGUUCCCCAAAAUGAACAACUGUUCAGUGCAGAGCUGGAUCUCUGCUGGCCUAAGGUCCAUCUGCUGGUGAUCAUCUCCCUGAAGAGCCUCACACGUCUGCAAGAUGAGGAUAGCCGGGCUUCUUCUAUUUAUUGGGCUGUGUGUGUUCGGUGUCACAUCCUCUCUGAAAAUCUGUGCCUUCAAUGUUCAGAGUUUUGGUGAAUCAAAGGCAAACAACAAAAGGGUCAUGGGUCUUCUACUGAAGAUUGUUUCUCGGUGCGACUUGUGCCUCAUUCAGGAGGUCCGAGACUCUAAAGGAGAAGCAAUAAAAGCUUUGGUUAAGGAUCUGAAUAGAUUUGACAAAUCCAACUCCUAUUCCUACGUGGAAAGUGAAAGACUUGGGAGGAAGACCUACAAAGAACAAUACGUCUACAUUUACAGCUGUAGGAAGAACAUACUGACGAUCAAAGAGCACUUCCAACAUCCUAAACUGGAGGCAGAGGGAACCAAUGAGACUGAAGUUUUUUCCAGGGAGCCUUUUGUCAUCCGCGUUCAGUCCCCCACUACAUUGGUGAAGGAUUUUGUCCUGAUUGGGCAGCAUACUUGUCCUAAAUCAGCCAUGAAGGAGAUUGAUGAGCUCUACGGUGUCGUCAAACAGAUUCACAAGAAGUGGAAAACGGACAAUGUGAUCAUCCUGGGAGACCUAAAUGCCGGCUGCAACUAUGUCACCAUUAAAGGGUGGAAAGCUGUGCGUCUGAGGAAUAACCCCAAAUUUCAUUGGCUAAUAGGAGACGAACAAGACACGGCAGUCAGAGAGAGGACUCGGUGCGCCUAUGACAGGAUUAUCGUUCAUGGGCAGGAGAUUAUUUCUGGUGUGGUUCCUGGUUCAGCUCAAGUAUUUAACUUUAAAGAGAAUUUCCAUCUCACAGAGCAAGAGGCUCUUGAAGUAAGUGAUCAUUUUCCUGUUGAAGUUGACCUGAAACCCACUCAUCGCUACCUACUCCGCAACGAGCUGUAGAUCAAUGCAGACCAUCUUUAUUUAAGCAUAUAUUAAAUGAACACAUUAAUUGUUGCUUUCUUUUAAUUAAAAUAAAACAAUCAAGAAAAAAA
Cyprinodon tularosa is the source of this 1120-nucleotide messenger RNA. RefSeq names its product deoxyribonuclease I-like 1-like (gene dnase1l1l). The coding region runs from base 135 to 1028 and encodes 297 amino acids. The transcript has 9 exons. Gene Ontology annotation, molecular function: DNA nuclease activity. NCBI's taxonomy places the organism in Eukaryota, Metazoa, Chordata, Actinopteri, Cyprinodontiformes, Cyprinodontidae. The record is from RefSeq and is a predicted model, not a curated record. Gene Ontology annotation, biological process: DNA catabolic process. Gene Ontology annotation, cellular component: nucleus.